AUGGCGACGCUAACCGAGACCCCGCCCGAUAGGUUCCAGAAACAUGUCGCAUUCGACAAUGUUCCAACCGGCGAACCGACCAAGAAUAAUGCCAUUUCGCUCACGCUCAAUGUUCGACACAAGGGAUAUCAGGCCAGGCGCAGAUCCCGGUGCUUCAUGGUUGGAGUGGACGAGCAUGCCUACUCUGAUUAUGCCUUGCAGUGGUUGCUGGAAGAGCUUGUCGAUGACGGCGACGAAGUUGUGUGCGUACGCGUAGUCGAGAAGGAAUUGCGUUACUCGAAUAGGGAAUACCGGGAAGAUGCUGAUAAGGUUAUGCGGGGCAUUCUUGACCGUAAUGGCAAUAACAGGGCCAUCAACCUCGUUCUAGAAUACGCCGUUGGCAAAUUGCAUACAACCUUCCAAGUUCUGAUCCAGAUGUACCAGCCUGCCAUGCUCAUUGUGGGAACCAGAGGACGUACACUUGGUGGCCUUCAAGGGCUCGUCAACACGCGCAAUUCAUUUUCCAAGUACUGCCUCCAAUACUCACCUGUACCUGUGGUCGUGGUUCGGCCUACAGAGAAGCGCGUUAAGAAAAAGUCUAAGCGGGCCAACGACUCUUCACGACAGACUUAUGUGAGCAUGUUGGCCGCGACUUCUGGAAAGCACGAAGCCGAUAGUGAGGCAAGUAGCACCUACGAACUUGAGAUUCAAAACUCUCCUGAUGAAGAAGCUCAUCAAGUCGCACGCGCCUUGGGGUUGCCUGCAUCCUUUGAUCCCACGAUCAAGCCAUUCAACCAUGGCCAAGCGCUUAACGUCAAACCACAAGGCUCUGUCACUGUCAGCUCGCCCAGUGAAGCGACAGAGAACCGACGAUUGGUUAAGGAUGAUGCCAGUGCUGCUGGAGAAAGCGAUGAUGAUGAUGACGACGACAGCGAUGACGACUCUGGGGAGUUCGAAGUUGUCAGUGGGCAACAGGCUCUGGAUCAGGAGAAACUGAAACAGCUCCACAAGAUGGAGGUCGGUGAAGCAGAGGCGUUGAAGAAGAAGGUGGACGACGAUUUAGACGAUGAAGACGAUACCCCGUCGGUCCAGAAAGUUUCACACCAACAAGUCAAGCGAUCAACUACUAAGCAUCCUCUGGAGAGGAUCUCCAGGAUACCCAUUUCGUGCAACUCUAGCUACGUUACACCAAACAAAUCCGAAGGCGCAGGAAAGGCUGUAGCUGUUGACCCAAAAAGCAAUGCCAAUCUGUCGGGAACUGAUGAGGAUGGAAUCGGAUUGCAGCAGGUAGACGGUUGCCAAGACCACAUGACCGGACCUCCUGAAAGUGACCGGUUACGAGAUUUCGAUUCUCCUGAGCAUAGUCCUAAAUCGGACAGAGAUUUCAUGGAAUCGGAGACGGCGAGUGGUGUGAUAAAGGACGACAACAACGUUAAAGAUAAGCUCGCAGAUGGAUCUUCCGGUCAGGAUACCAACACAACGAACAACUUACUGGGAAGUGAGAAUCGUCUUCCAGCGUACGCGCCGGCACGGGACCAAAGGUCUAGCAUCGAUUUGGAGGCGCAAGAUCAACCUGGCCGCGAGCCUAGAGGUGGAAGUGGAGGUGACUAG
Molecule: messenger RNA, 1590 nt
Organism: Fusarium venenatum
Lineage: Eukaryota; Fungi; Ascomycota; Sordariomycetes; Hypocreales; Nectriaceae
Source: RefSeq, a predicted model, not a curated record